AUGCAUUCGACACCUCUGCCUCGUUUGCCCAUACUCGAAGCCAUUGCCAAGCACGAUCCAGACUCUCGCGCGGUGAUCCAUUCAGCCUCCGGGAGGGCUUUCACGUACGGCCAACUCCUGGGCGACGUGCGCAAAGCCCGCGACCGCUUCUACGAAGCCUGUGGGAAGAGCGAUCUGGCAGGCCAAAGGAUAGCUUUGCUGGUCGAGAACAGCUAUGACUACGUGGUCACUCUGCUUGCCGCCAUCGCCGCGCGAUCUGUCGCGGUCCCCAUGUCACCUGCGUUUCCGGAUCCCGAGCUGCAAUACAUCCUCAACCAUAGCGAAGCCUCCUUGCUCGUCACCUCUCCCAAGUUUGCUGCCAAGGCGCGCCAGGUCCUGUCUACCGAAUUGGCUGCCAGGCCGACCUAUCUAGAGAUGCCAAAACACCUCGGUCGAGGCAAGAUUGAACAAGCCUCGUUGGAGGUCUCGGAUCCAGCCGGCGCUGGACUAAUGCUGUACACGUCUGGUACCACAAACAGGCCAAAAGGCGUCUUGAUACCACAGUCAACCUUGACCGCGCAGUCUCACUCGCUGAUCGAAGCCUGGAACUACACCCCAGCAGACCACCUUCUCCAUGUCUUGCCCCUCCACCAUAUUCACGGCACCGUCAACGCCUUGAUUGCUCCGCUAUUUGCCGGCUCCUGCAUCGAAUUCAUGUUUCCGUUCAACGCGGACGCAGUGUGGAAGCGCCUGGCGGCCCCCUUCGUGUCCAGCCGAGACCCCCGCAGCGUCAACGUCGCCGACGGCACCCCCGGCGUGGAUGGUGUGCAUGGCUCCGGCGCCAAUGGCUCGGAAUCAUGCAGACCCAAAGUCUCCUUCUUCACAGUCGUGCCGACAGUGUAUAGCCGGCUCCUGGCAAGCCACAAAUCUCUCCCGGCGGCGCUUCAGCAAGCCGCGCGCGAAGCCGUCUCGCCGCAGAACCUGCGUCUCAACAUCUCCGGGUCUGCCGCCCUCCCGACACCCGUCAAAUCGGCGUGGCAAACGCUUAGCCGCGGCAACGUGCUCCUCGAACGGUACGGCAUGACCGAGGUAGGAAUGGCUCUCAGCUGCGGGCUAGAUUUCCGCGACCGCGUCGACGGCAGCGUCGGCUGGCCGCUGCCCUCGGUGCAGGCUCGCCUCGUGGACCUUGACUCGGGCCAAGUCAUCCGUCCAGGCGAGGAAGUCGACGCCAACGGCCGCGAACGCUCCGGCGAGAUCCAGCUCCGCGGCCCCACAAUCUUCCAGGAAUACUGGCGCGACCCGGCGGCCACGGCCAAGGAAUUCGUCGCGGACCCGGACAACCAGGGCCGCUGGUUCAAGACCGGCGACGUCGCCGUCCGCCGCGCCGUGCCGUCCGCCUCCCGCAGCCAACCGUGGACCCGCGGCCCCCUGUACUUCAUCCAAGGCCGCCUCGCAGCCGACAUCAUCAAGACGGGCGGCGAGAAAGUCUCGGCCCUCGAAGUCGAGCGCGAGCUCCUCUCCCUCCCCGACGUCUCCGAGGCCGCCGUCGUGCCCGUCCCCAGCGGCAACUGGGGCCAGAAAGUCGGCGCCGUGCUCAUCCUCAGCCCGGACGCGGUGCACAAGUGGUCCCCGCUGGGGAUGCGCCGCGCCCUCAAGACCAGGUUGGCCCACUACAAGAUCCCGCAGGUCUUCAAGAUUGUCGACCACAUCCCCCGGAACGCCAUGGGCAAAAUCAACAAGAAGCAGCUCGCAAAGGAGAUUUUUGCAGACGAGUGCAGCGGUGACGAGGCGUGA
Ustilaginoidea virens is the source of this 1773-nucleotide messenger RNA. RefSeq lists its product as uncharacterized. Gene Ontology annotation, biological process: fatty acid metabolic process. The record is from RefSeq and is a predicted model, not a curated record. The transcript has 3 exons. Bases 1 to 1773 code for a protein of 590 amino acids. Gene Ontology annotation, molecular function: medium-chain fatty acid-CoA ligase activity. NCBI's taxonomy places the organism in Eukaryota, Fungi, Ascomycota, Sordariomycetes, Hypocreales, Clavicipitaceae.